Molecule: messenger RNA, 1017 nt
Organism: Symbiodinium necroappetens
Lineage: Eukaryota; Dinophyceae; Suessiales; Symbiodiniaceae
Source: the annotation of a GenBank genome assembly
AUGUGGCUAGUGGCCAGAGACCUUGCCGGAGAGGUUGCAUUGAAAACGCUGGAAGAUCAUGUGCCUGCUUUGCGAACUCCGGUAUCCACGCUAUCAAGCAACACAAGCAACCGAAAAUCUUCUGGCUCACGCACACCAGGCUCGCCAUUAAAAGUGAGUAGGUUUGAUCUGCCUGACAAUGCUCCGGAGAAUUUGGAGCUUCUACAUUAUGUCAGUGAAGGUUCUUUUGGGAGAGUCUACUGCUGCAAUUGGGGCGGCCAGCGCGUAGCUGCCAAGGUAAUGGCUUUGCAGACAGGGCAUCGAGUCGACCCGAUCAGAGAGGCUAAUCUUUGCAAGAAGCUCUCCCACGACAACCUCGUCCAGACAUUCCAUUUCUUUGAGCACUCGGCGGACCCCGCGGAUCCUGGCUGCGGCAUGCAAGUUUGGAUAAUCCAAGAAUGGUGCGACAAAGGCACGCUUGGUAGUUUCUGCACCAUCCCUCGUUGGGAUGCGAGGGGCCUGAGAUACGUCAGGUGCAUUAUGUCGGAUGUGGCGAAGGCCUGCUGCUAUCUUCACUCCAAUGGCGUCAUCCAUGGCGAUCUCACGUGCAACAAUGUUCUCCUGCAGACACGUGCGCUGGACCAAGCAGGAGAGAUAGAGUUUGUUUGCAAACUUUGUGACUUUGGUUUGGCACGGGUCUUGGAGCAGGGUGUCACCUCGCUGAUGACCGCACAGCUGGGGACCGUUUCGCACAUGCCGCCCGAACUCCUGGAAUAUGAGGCCGGGCACCUAAGCAUGAAAGCAGACGUCUAUGCCAUGGGCGUCCUGCUCUACCAGGCAGUCCUGGGAAAGGUGCCUUAUGCAGGAAUGCUGGCACCGCAAAUCAUUGCCUUCGUUGGAGCAGGGGGCUGCCUCGAAUUGCCACCAGAGCUACCUCAUGAGGUUCGCAGGAUCUUUGAACUCUGCACAGCAAGGUCGGCUGGUCAUCGUCCCUCUGCUCUUCAGCUUGUGGAGCAAUGCACUUCGAUCUCACCAUGA